CUGUCAUUGUCAUUUCAUUAGAUGUCAUUGAGGCUUCAUGAGUAUCUAAAUUGAUUUUAAUCAAUUUAUUCCGUGAUUUAUUCUACUGUAAAUUAGUAAUUCGGCUAUAAAGAACCAGAUACAAAACACUAAGAAAUAUACCAAUACUAAAAUAAACGCUUCUUGAUCAAUAAUCAUGUCACAACUGAAGACGAACAAAAAGUUCAAGUGGGCUUUGGAUUUUAACCCAAAAAAUAAAUCUCAGUCAGUAGAAUUGCCAUCUCCUCCUGGUUACAGCCAGUCAGCCAGUGCAAGUCACACAGAAUCCUCAAAGGAUACGGACUCAAACCAUUUAUUGAUCAAAAAAUUGUGGGAUGUGGCACUGGGGCCCCUCAAGCAGGUGCCGAUGAACCUGUUUAUCAUGUACAUGGCUGGUAACUCCAUAUCUAUAUUCCCUAUAAUGAUGGUGGGUAUGUUGAUUGUCCGGCCAGUAAAAUCUCUGUUCCUCACACAAAGUACCUUUAAGAUGGUGGAAGGGACACAAGCAGCUGGUCAAAAACUGGUGUUUAUCAUUGGAAACAUAGUGAAUAUACUUCUUGCCUUGUAUAAAUGUCAGAGCAUGGGUUUGUUGCCCACACAUGCAAGUGAUUGGCUAGCAUUCGAGGAACCUCAGACUAGAGUUGAACAUAUUGGCGGGGGCCUAUCAAUGCUGUAAAUUAAAGCACGUUUCAGUAAAUAUUAUUUAUUACUAUUUAAAUUAUCAUUGUAUAACAAUAACUAAAAUAAAUCAUAUUUACAAAA
Leguminivora glycinivorella is the source of this 780-nucleotide messenger RNA. RefSeq names its product ER membrane protein complex subunit 4 (gene EMC4). Lineage: Eukaryota; Metazoa; Arthropoda; Insecta; Lepidoptera; Tortricidae. The transcript has 2 exons. The coding region runs from base 176 to 694 and encodes 172 amino acids. Gene Ontology annotation, biological process: protein folding in endoplasmic reticulum. The record is from RefSeq and is a predicted model, not a curated record. Gene Ontology annotation, cellular component: EMC complex.